UAGACAGGCAGUAUGGCGGAGGAGGGCAGUGUGUACGAGUUAGAGGGGCUGGAAAAACAACUACAGAGUUUGUUAAGCCGCUAUUCAAGUGAAGGACUGCGGGCCGACAGCAAACCUUUCUGCUUGGACUACUGUAAGCUGGUGGAGGAGUACGCCUCUUGCUGGCAGGUGCCGCUGCCUCAGCUCAGGAUCUUUGAGGUGGCUCUUUGCUGCUUCGCUCGAGCCUCCACUUUCUUUGCAUCAAACUGUGAUCAUGUGCUCCACACACUCAGUAGUCUGGCCUUGAGUGUUUUUGAGUUGCUGCUGUUUUUUGACCAGAAAGACUUCCACCAAGAGCCACUGAAACACUUCACUGUUACAUUCCAGGAAUGUCAUUCGGCCCUUGCGAAGCAUCAGAAUGUUCACUUACUUCAGGUGGAGCGUUUGGUUCGGGGCGGUGGGGCUUGGGCCAGUUCAGCCUUACAGGCAAUCCUCAGUGAUUCCAGUUUACCUCAGAAUGAAGUGGAUGAGUGCAUCAGCUCGGAGCUGCCGGUGUUCUUCGAGCUUCGGGUGCGCUAUCUUUUAUCCUGUGAGCGGCUCAGUGAGGCUUUGGCCCUGGCUAAGUGUUGUGCUCAACAUCCCACAGCAGGGCAACACUUGUUCUUCCUCCAGGUCUACCUCACAUGGCUUCACAAAACGUCACAGCACGAUCGUCUACAUAAAGAGGUGGCUGACUUCAGUGGCAAAGAUGCAGUGCACAUCAUCUGUAAUUUGGAGGGUGAGGAAAAGGAUGAGUUGCUACUUGCCCUCAGCAGAGCCUUCCUCUCCCAGCAGCUUCGCAGGGGAAACAUGUACUAUUUGUGUGAUCUUGUUUUUGUAUGGAGCAAACUCCACAGUCGGUUGAAAUCAUCCAAACAAGUUCUGCUUGAGGAGAGUCGUCAGCUGAUGCUGUCUGCCACCAAUGUCAACUCAAUCUUCCCAUUUAUCAGAGUGAUUCUACAAGAGCUGGGUGAUGAUGGUAUCCAGUUUUGCGUGGAGCUUUGUGCUAAUGCCCUGGAGUCUUGCCUUUCCUGUGAUGUCGUCACCAAGUCCCUAAUCUACAAAACCAUUGCUGGCCUGCUGCCCAAUGAUCUGGAGGUUUGUCGGGCAUGUGCUCUCCUGGUCUUCUUCCUGGAACGCUCUGUUGACACCUACAAGAUGGUAUAUCUGCUCUACAUGCAACCUGACCAGGACUACAACGGAGAGUACAGCCCCAUAAGAAAUCACAUCCGCUUCGAAACCCUUCAGGUCUUGAAGAAGGGCCUGUAUUUUGACCCAGAGUUCUGGAACCUCAUUGCUUUGCGGACCAACUGUUUGAAGCUGAUGAGAGGGAAGGUGGUUGAUGCUGCCCUCGAGGAAAUCAUGGAUGAAAAAUGGAUCUCUAAGUAUUGCACCAAAGAGGCCGCUUCCCGAUCACGUACGUCACUAUGUCAUAAAGGAAGUAAAGGGGCAGCAGCAAAGAAACGCCACCAUAAAGAGGACAGACAUCCUAAAGAGGAUAUAACUGACAUGGAAUCCAAAAGACUAAAAUUGUCUCACGGCAAAACACGGCUAAAUGUUGACCAUGCUCUAAAGAAGAAGGGCAACCAAGGGUCACGACAUAUGAAGGAAGCCUCAUCUGAACCUUUGAGGCGUUCAUUUUGGCAGCUAGACAGAAUACAGGACAAUGUAGUCGUAGCAUAUGGAGAACAAAGACGCACUACACGACUAUCUGAAAAGAACCCGCCAAAACGGAGGAUUCGAAAACCCAAGUGGCUUCUGGAAGACUCAGGCACUCUUGAAGAGAACAGUGUUCCUCCGAAGUUCAAAAAGCACGGGUUGAAACAUGGAAAGCACCAUCGAUCGUCUGUCGUAAAGGGCUCGGAAUCUGGUCAGAUCAAGAACAAUUCAAAACACAAAGUGGCAAACUCCCAUUUAAAGGCGAAGGAAAACAACACCAAGCACCAGAAAGGGUUGGACUCUCGUGAAUCAGCCUGUACUCCACAAAUAAUUCUCGAGCUCUCCCUUCCAGACAACGAACUGAUGGGUACUUUUGCAGAUGACACUUGCCACAAACAGAGAGGGUACCCUCAAAUGCUUCUUUACAAACCCACAGUGAAGCUUCCUGCCACAUCACAGCCGGUCAAGGCUUUGCAUCGCAAAGAGGUGAUUCUUAGAGCAAGGGAUGCAACGAUGUUUGUACAACAGUUGCAUUGUUAUACUCGGAGGCAGAAAGGCAAAAGGACUGGUUCAAAUAUUCAUGGAUCAGUAUCAACCAUCACACGCUCAUCUGUGCAGGGAAGUCCUCCCAAAGAUCCAACGAGAGAACUUUGUGAAAGUCCGAAUGUUGAGAUGAAAGGUGGAAUCGCCUCACAGACACCCGCAGCAGCUGAAUCCUCAGUCUUAGAAAAAGUUCUUCAAAAGAAAACUUCAGCGAGAGAGCUCUUUGAAAAGUCUGCAGUCGAGAUGAAAGUUGCUACUCCCGCACAGACAUCCGCUGCACAAAAAGUGACAGAAACUUCCAUGUUAGAAAAAGUUCCUCAAGCUCAAACCACAGAAAAGGUGUCACAGACUAUAUCUUCAGCAAGAGAGCUCUGUGAAGAAUCAGCUGUUGAGAUGAAAGUCACCAUUGCUUCUCAAACUCCUGCAGGGACUAAAGCGACACAAUCCUCAGUUAUAGAUAAAGUUUCUAAAGCGCAAAAUAUAAAAGAUGUCUCAAAAACCACAGCCUCAGCCGAGGUUUCUCAGACCUCAACUGCACACAACAAUCGGAUGGUAGUUACUGAUGAAAUCCCUCCAAACUCCAGCACGGCCAACGUUUCAAACACAGGUGAACAAGCACAGAGUUCACUUUCAUCGUGGUGUAAGGGUGCUACAAAUUAUGUAGCCCAUGUUAAAGCAAACACUCCAGAGGUGGUACCUAAAGACUCAAAUGGACACUCUAAAGAUGAACUCAAAAGGGACAGAGCAGAUACAGGUGUUCAUAAAGGCACAAUCUAUGGAGAGAACAUUGGGACUUCGUGUGAGUCUACUUGUGUAUCUACAGAGGCAGACAGUAUACAUGACAUAUCUGCUCUGACAUUAGUAACAGAGAUGGUCACUGAAUUUCCACCUGAGGAACUUGCUCGAGACCUGGAGAAUCACAAACUACCAGUUCCAGAGGACGGUGCAGCCAAGGAGUCAACAUCAGUGCUUAAACCGAAUGUUCCUCACAAAAUACGGACUACCUCCAGCUGCUCUGUGCCACAACAGGGAGCCUCUGCAGUUGCUGACAUGCAAGGUAAAAAAGAGUACGAGGGAACCGAUGACAGUGAUUCAGAAACAGUUGAAUCGGAGGAAUCCAAGUUGGAGUACAAUUGCAUCUUUUGUAGCAAAGUCUUCAAGGGUCACCGUGUUGUGGUUCAUGCAAUGUUUCAUUACCGUAAAGAUGAGUGCAUGUUCUGUGGGACAAUGUUCAAAGAUGACCUCCUGGCCAUGAUGCACCUGUCUGAUCACAUAGAGAAGCUAAAAAAGAUCAAAGCCCAAGAAAACUGCGUGUCUGAGACCAAAGAUAUCUCCACACCUAAGACCUCUUCCAAAGCCAAGAACACAAAUGUGUCUUCUGGGCUUCGUAGUAGUGGGAGACAGAGGAAAUGUACAGUCCGUCCUAAUUCUCUGAGCAAUCUAGAGUCAAGCCCAUCUGAAUCCAGAAAGUUAAGAUCAAGAGACAAACCAGCAGAUGGUCAGGAUUUACAAGAAAAGGAGAAAAACAAGCACCAUGAUAGCAAGACUCCUGUUCACAAGGUAAACGGACAUGUUGGAAAAAAGAAACAGCUUGACAGAAUGAAACGGAGCACCACAAACUCAAAAACCAAGCAGCCACUUAAACAGCAGGAGAUUAAACAAGAGAGAACAAGUGAUGGAGGGCUUAAUCCUGAGUUAGUGGAAAACCAUGAUCUCAGAGUAGACUCCUCUACUACAUCAGUGCAGGUAAAGGAGGAGUUUGACUGCUCCACUGAAGCUACAGCGAAGGAGACAGCAUCUCUGCAGGUCCUGAAAACAGCCACAAAACAAAACGGGCAGGUUGUUGAAGAGAAAAAUGUGGACCCACAAGAGAAAGUUUUCUGUCCUGCGGAUGGAUGCACUUGGUUUACAGACCAGUCCAAAAAUCGUGUUGCACUCCUUUACCACGCUUUGGACGAUCACUACGGUGAUGUCAAACCUUUGCAACUGUCAUUUCAAAUCUCAAACAGCAGAUGCAGUAUUUGCAUGAGGGUGUUGUGGAGUUUUGAACAUUUUCAGCACCAUGUUGAAAGACACAGACUGGCUCCUCGGCAUCCAUGCCUUCAUCAGGGUUGCACUGCCAGAUUCAAAACCGGAAUGGAAAUGAGACGCCAUGCCAGGAGGCACAGUCCACUGCAGGCAGUGUGCUGCCUCCCUGGCUGUUCUCAAUUAUUUAUUUGUCUCUGGGCACUGAACCUUCAUGAAAGAGAGCAUUAUGCAUCCAAAUCCACUAAACCAAUCAAGAACACAAAUGUGCAAACAAAUGACAAACAUAAUAACUCACUGGCCGAGAAGAAACACGAUCACAAGCCAAAAGAUUCUACUGCUGCCACUACUGUAAAAAAGACUGUGAGUGUCAAGACUGCUCGUAAAUUAAGAGGACAAGCUGCUCAUAAUUCAUCAACAGGAAAAAGUGUUAGUGUUCCUCCUCUCUCCAGUGUCACGUCAUCUCAGUUGAAGGAAGAGGCAAAUGAGACCAAGGAUUCCAAUGUGUUGAAGAAUCUCUCCAACAAGGACACCACUGCAGAGUCAGCUGUUCCUAACCUAAGAUUGAGGCAACCAUUAAGAAAGAGGCAAGUGGCAAAGACAAAUCUGUUGGCUCCCCAAACUCACAAAGUCUUAUCAUCUUUGUUAAAAAACAAAAGCAAAAUGAGGCACAAGUUCAAGAAACAGCAGGUCAAAGUAAACACGAAAGAUCCUAAAAGAAGAGGGCGUCCUCCUAAGUCAAACAAAGCUGUACAUGAUGAAAACACUACUACUGAUCGCAACAAUGAAACCGUCAAAAAGAAAACUCAGCCUCCUGCAAGCCCCUCUGAAACAGCAGAGACUUCCACAGUUGGCAGCAAGUUAAAGGUAGAAGAAGAAAAGAGCCAGCAUGUUCAAGAUGAAGUAAAAACCAUGGAGACUUCAACCAAUAAAUCAAAAUCCAAGAAAUCAGUGAACAAGCAUGUUAAACAAAAGGUCUUACAUAAUAAAUCUGCACCUGCUGUUACAGCUAAGAGUUUAAAUCAGUCAGUCACCACCACGUCAGCAGACAAAAAACAAAAGUUAACUGCUGACAAAGGGAAGAAAUCACAUAUUACGAAAAAACGCUGUGCUCCAGAUGAUAGUCAUACAGCCUCUUUGGAUUCUAGUAAAUCAAAGAAGCAAAAGGUUACAAACAGCAACAAAACAGCAAAGGCUGUCAACAAAAAAUGUUCUCAAAAAGAGCUGGGUGUCUCAACAGCCUCAAAAAACCCUGCCAAGUCAAAAUCUGAGACCAAAGCAACAGGCGCUGUAGAAAGUCUUGCUGAUGAGGAGAGAAAAGCAGAUGCAGAAAACACAAACUCAACACAAAAUAUCCCUGGUAACAGCUUCAAUGAAACAACUUUACCACACACAACCUCAGGAGAGAAAAAGCAGAAGUUGUCAAAGAAGGAAAAUAAAUCUCAUGCUCCCAAAGAAAAUAUUACUCAAACUGCUUCCUCUGACUCAGGCAAGGCAAAUAAGAAGCACACAGUUAUUAUUAAAAAAGGGGACAAAAAAAUAGUCAAGGAAAGACGGCCAUGCAAAGACCCGAAUAAAACAUCUGCUUCCAAAAAGACUGCAAAAUCUAAAUCUGUGGUCCAACAGGCUGAGGCCAAAACAGCAGCAGCAGGAGCAGGAGGAGUGAGCUGUCUCAACGUGGAAGGAAAAGCAAAGGAGGAAACCUCAGAUGCAACUCUCGACAGCCCCGGUUCCUCCUGCGUAUCUGCUGUUACUGCCAACGUAGAAAAUGAAACAACUCCCCCGCAAACCUCCCUUGAGGAGAACAAACGGAAAGAAACCACAAAGAAAUCUCAAGACGUGAAAAAAUCCGAACACAAGAAAGCAAAGGUGAUAAAGAAAGAAGGCGACGCAAAGAAAAAAUGUCCACGUAAAGAUGAAGGUACUCCGUCAGCCCCGAAAAAGCCAAAGCCAAAAACCCAACCUAAGGUCAAAACAGAGGAACGAGCAGAAAGCGAAGAUGAUAAAUCGACCGUAUGUAUUGACACUCUUGCGGAGUACGGAAAGAAGCCGUACAUGCGCCUCCCACCGACAGCGUACCUUGACGAGAAGUUCAUCACCAUGCCAAAACGGAGGAAGGAGAUGCUGUCUUUCCAGUCGACUCAGAAAAGUCCCCCUCCUGAGCAGGCUAACGUCACGGCAGCUCAGCAGAGACAACGAUGUGCCAACUGUUUCGCCACUUUCAACAGCGCAGAGGAGCUGCAGAGUCACCUCCAGCUGCAGAGUUGCUCAAACCUCUUUGGGUUUGACUCAGAUGAUGAGGGCAACAGUUGAAUUAGUCGACUUAAUUCAAACGUGACUUGACAUUUUGGAUGCAUAAUGGCGUGGCCUGUGGACCUGCAUGGAGCUCCUGGAUGGAACAUACCUCAGCAGAUCUCUUGGUGACUUUCUCAUUAUUUGAGGCAAAGACUUGUGAAUUUUGAGUUGCCGGAAGAUGAGAACUGAAAGGGUUACCCGACUUUGGCUGCAGCAUGUGCAAGGCCCAGGAGCAGAACACAUAAAAAUAGCCAAUCAAUAAAAGACUACUGAACAGAAUCCGAGUUGGACUUUUUAGCAGAACAGCUAGUACUGAAGUGCCUGCUCUGGAACCAGUUUCCAGCUGCUUCACCUGGUAAUGGAGAUUAAACAUUGUGGCUUAAAAGACUGGACUCUUGAAAGCUGUGAAAGAAACUGACGAAGACAAGGCUGCUCCUGCUAUCACUAGGAUACAUAUUUUUCAUAUCAGUAAGCCAUAAAAUGACAUUGUUUGCUUUUUGCACUCUUCUCAUAAGAUUUGUUUCUGCUUAAACUCUCAAAGUGAUGAAGUAUCUUAAGUUCCUGCUAUUUUAGACUGAGUCUAAACUUUGAAAAGCUAUAAGAAGACUGCUGUAUCAGUCUUCUUUGGAAAGAUUUUAGGAAUUCUUGUUUAAAAACUAUUUCUUAAACAAAAUUCCCUAUAUGAUCAAUUAGGUCUUUGCCGCUUGUCCUCACCACAAGUAACCAAUAGGGGUCAGCAUGCGCUAAGCCUCUUCAUCAUAUUAACUUUUUUUUUUCUUGCUAAACACAAGAUGAUAUUGUUUGCUCUUUUUUGUGCAGCAGAAAGAUUUCUACAUUUGGAGCUGCUCCACUGCAUUCAUCACUGUUUAACUUCCAGUCACAUCCAAUCAAGCUUUAUUUCCUUUAGCAAUAACAACUACCAACCGCAGUUGGCGCCAGUGUCCACACAAUACACUGCAGGAUGCUGUCACUGAUCAUGUCUUUCAGUCACUGUCAGUGGAGUAGCUGACACUCUGGCUGUCUUUAUUCUCUCAUUUUUAUCUUAACAAAACUGUCCAAAAGCAUAGAAUCAUGAUUUCUCUUUUUAGCGUGAAUGUUGUCUUUUUAGGAUUCCUUCAAACAGACAAACGUGGCAGUCAUAAACUACCACAGUUUUAAGUGUUACUGGGUGGCCACACCUGUCUUUCAUGAGCAGCAGCAGGUUAUAUUUAUUUAUGUUUUAUUUUCUAUCUUUUGUAAAUAUUUGAAGAGUUUCAAUGGCUUAUUAUAUAAGGGGGUGUUGGAGCUGGGUUUAUAUUUUGUUCUUGAAGAAAAAAAUAAAACUUAUUUGAAAAUGGCAACAAUUUUUACUUGGAAUGGCAUGUAAUGCAGAUGAGGAGUGAGAUUUCAUUAGUGCAGUGAGCAGAUCCAAAGAAAUAAAGUAGGACAUAAAAUGCUUUAGUGCACUGGCUGCUGAUAACACAGCAGUGUUGGGCAGUGAGCUGCAGAGCAAGAGAAAAUGUUCAGAUUAUGUUUCACAUUUAAAAA
This is a messenger RNA of Scomber japonicus (chub mackerel), 8067 nucleotides long. RefSeq lists its product as uncharacterized. The record is from RefSeq and is a predicted model, not a curated record. Gene Ontology annotation, cellular component: nucleus. The coding region runs from base 13 to 6558 and encodes 2181 amino acids. Gene Ontology annotation, molecular function: DNA-binding transcription factor activity, RNA polymerase II-specific; DNA binding. Lineage: Eukaryota; Metazoa; Chordata; Actinopteri; Scombriformes; Scombridae. Gene Ontology annotation, biological process: regulation of transcription by RNA polymerase II. The transcript is spliced from 10 exons.